Kalmanozyma brasiliensis GHG001 is the source of this 1434-nucleotide messenger RNA. Its product is annotated as Aldehyde dehydrogenase. The coding region runs from base 1 to 1434 and encodes 477 amino acids. Lineage: Eukaryota; Fungi; Basidiomycota; Ustilaginomycetes; Ustilaginales. Gene Ontology annotation, molecular function: glutamate-5-semialdehyde dehydrogenase (NADP+) activity. The record is from RefSeq and is a predicted model, not a curated record. The transcript has a single exon.
AUGAGCGACCUCACCACCGGCGCAAGCAGCGCCGAGACCGUCGCCCGUCAAGCGCGCACCGCCUUCGAGCACUCGUCCCAACUCCUCUCGUCCUCCUCCUCCGCGGACGCCACGCGCUCCUCUGCGCUCCUCUCCAUCCGCACCGCACUCGAAUCCAACAAGGCCCGCAUCGUCGAAGCGAACAAGCUGGAUAUGGAAGCGGCGCUGGUGCUUGUCGAGCAAGGCAAGCUGUCUUCCUCCCUCGCUGCCCGGCUGGAUCUGUUUAGCAAGGCGGGCAAGUGGGAGUCGCUCCUGGCUGGUGUGUCCGACGUAGCGGCGCUACCGAGUCCGUUGGAUCAUGUGCAGUGGGCGAAGCGGUUGGCGGACGAGACGGCCACUCAGGGCGCCGUGGAUCUGUACCGUAUCACAUGCCCCAUCGGCGUGCUGCUGUGCAUCUUCGAGGCACGGCCGGAGGUGGUAGUUAACAUCGCCUCUCUCGCCAUCAAGAGCGGGAACGCGGCGAUUCUAAAGGGUGGCAAAGAGUCGAAGCACACCGCAGCAGUGCUAUCGGGAAUUAUUGCAGAGGCGCUCGAAGUGGCAGGUCUGCCCAAAGGGUUGAUCCAGACCGUCGAGACGAGGGAGGACAUCCAAAGCCUGCUGCAUCUGGAGGAAUUCAUCGACCUCGUGAUUCCGAGGGGCAGCAACGAGCUGGUGAAAGCGAUCCAGAGGGAGGCGAGGAUGCCCGUAAUGGGUCAUGCGGACGGUCUGUGCAUCGGCUACGUGCAUAGCGAUGCCGAGUUGGAAAUGGUCAAGGGUACGGUGGUGGAUAGCAAGACGGACUAUCCUGCUGCUUGCAAUGCGUUGGAGACGCUGUUGGUGCACGAAUCGUUGCUAGGCAAAGCCGAUUUUUGGCCGCCCCUCGCGCAGACGCUGUUGGAGGCGGGCAUCGAGCUUCGUCUCGAUGAGGCUUCCCUUUCAGCCCUGCCCCAGAAAUUGACUUCGAGAUUCGAGGAGAAAGUGAAACGCGCCCAACCGCAAGACUUUCAUACGGAGUUCCUCGAUCUCACCCUCGCCAUCGCCUCCAUCGCCUCUUUGGAUGCGGCGAUCAAACACAUCACCACCCACUCUUCCGGGCAUACCGACCUCAUCCUUACCUCGACCCACACGCCGAACCCUGCAGCGGAGAGGUUCGUCAAGAGCAUCAACUCCGCCAAUGUGUUUGUCAACGUCUCGACGCGCUUUGCCGACGGGUUCCGCUUCGGCCUGGGCACCGAAGUGGGCAUUAGUACGGGUAAGACCCACGCCAGAGGACCGGUGGGGCUCGACGGGUUGGUGAUCUACAAGUACGUAGCCAAGAGUGUUGGGGGAGGCAAGGGCGCCCAGACGGCUGGGGAGUUUAAUAAGGGUAGGAAGUGGGCGCAUCGCGAGAUCGAGGCAGUGUAUCCCGAGUUGUAA